Messenger RNA from Labrus mixtus (cuckoo wrasse), 3058 nucleotides. RefSeq names its product protein arginine methyltransferase 9 (gene prmt9). The record is from RefSeq and is a predicted model, not a curated record. Gene Ontology annotation, biological process: peptidyl-arginine methylation. The transcript has 13 exons. Lineage: Eukaryota; Metazoa; Chordata; Actinopteri; Labriformes; Labridae. Gene Ontology annotation, molecular function: protein-arginine omega-N monomethyltransferase activity; protein binding. Bases 126 to 2651 code for a protein of 841 amino acids.
CGCGGACAUGUUUCUUCACCAGUGAUGCUGUGUGGUUAGCAGAUGUGUGAUUUACACGUUUUCCCACUUAGCCGCUGUAUUACUAAUGCAAUACCGGUGAUUACUGAUAGAUUGGACAUUUGGGGAUGCCUAACGCCAAUGCACGACCAAAGCAUGGAAGAAGGCCCCGAAGGCGACGCCGAGAGGACCCCGCCAGGAAUGAGCUGGUCUCCAGUUCCCUGGAAAGUGCCCAGCAGUGCCUGUUCAACCAAGAUUACGGAACUGCGUUUGUGCACUACCUCCUUGUCCUCAACCUUGCACCUGCAUUUAAGGACUUUGCUAAGGAGUCUUUCAGGUUCACUCUCUUUAAAUGGACAGAAGAGCUGGACUCCGUGGGACGCAUUCAGGACCUCUUUGACUGUUAUGAACAAGCGCUGGAACUGUUUCCUGCUGAUGAGGUUAUCCUAAAUAGCAUGGGGGAACACCUCUUCAGGAUGGGCUUCAGGGACGAAGCGGCGGGUCAUUUCCAUAAAGCAUUGAAGCUGAGACCUGACUUCCCGGAGGCCAGGGAGAACUUCCACCGUGUGGCCAACUGGCUGGUGGAGCGCUGGCAUUUUUUAAUGCUCAAUGACCAUGGGAGGAACCAGAAGUACCAGCAAGCCAUUCAGAAAGCUGUUCAGAGCGGCUGCAACACUGUACUUGACAUAGGUACUGGCACUGGGAUCCUUGGUAUGUGUGCUAAGAAGGCUGGGGCGGCUGAGGUGUACGCCUGUGAACUGUCAAAGACCAUGUAUGAACUGGCCUGUGAGGUGUUGGCAGCUAAUGGAAUGGAUGGAAGCAUCAAAAUCAUCCAUAUGAAAUCUCUAGAGAUGGAAGUACCAAAGGACAUCCCACAGAGGGUGUCCCUGGUGGUGACAGAGACGGUGGAUGCAGGAUUGUUUGGGGAGGGAAUCAUCGAGAGUCUUAUUCAUGCCUGGCAUCACCUCCUGCUACCUCCACAGAACGGUGAGAAUGAGUUCCAGGAGCCGUCAGCAACAGGACGGGUCAUCCCAGCUGGAGCCACAGUGUUUGGAAUGGCUGUUGAGAGCCUCGAGAUCCGCCGGCAUCACAGAUUUUGUGUGUCAGAAUUGGGAGGUAUAUCCAUGGCUGCAGCAGGGGAACUCCGCAGCCCGGUGAGCUGUAGCGCUGAGCCCGAUGAGUCCAUGGAGCCGUACACCACAGAGAGACUCAGCAGACUGCCAAGAGGAUACAAAGCUCUCACAGAGCCAUUCACUGCGCUCCACAUCGAUUUCAACAACGUGCAGGAACUGGAGGGGCUGAGCUCCAGACCAGUUCAGCGGAUCUUCCUGCCCGUGACCCAGGAGGGGGAGCUGGAUGCUCUGGCUGUCUGGUUCCAGCUCCACCUGGACAAGGAGAGCAGUCUGUCUACCGGACCGCAGGAGGACACCUGCUGGGAGCAAGCCAUCUACCCAGUCCACAUCACAGACGGUUUUGUCCUGAAACCUCAAGACGAGCUGAUUGUUGAAGUCUCCUGCCGGGAUUCCUUCCUCAGACUCAGCAGUGUGGCCGUGCUGAGAGACGGCCAUGAAAUCGGUCUCGACAAGCGUCUAGAUUCCCCGUGUCCAGAAAACCCCAUCUCGACACAAAACCCAGAGGCAGAGCUGUGCAGUGCACUCGCCUGCCUUCAGACUGACCAGGAUAAAACCAAAGAAUUCUCCAUGCUGGAAUGUGCAGAGAUGGCGCUCCUGAACAACCAGGAUUACCAUCGGAGUUUUUGCACCGCGUUGGGCAAACUCAUCUCUCAACUGAAGGUUCAAUACCAAACUCAAGAGCCAGGAUCAGAUGGUCAGUCAAACCCCAGUGACCUCUACGUCCUGGAUGUGUCAGAGGGCUUCUCUCUUCUCUCCCUUAUUGCCGCCAGUCACGGUCAUGUAAAAGCGUACAGCUCUGUGGAGAAGAAAAAGCAACAGGAAGUCCUAAAGAGGCUGGCCGGUUCCAAUAACAUCCCAGAGAAGCAGUUAGAGUUCUGGCUCAACCACACAGAGGAUGAGCAGGGCAUGUUGAAGCGGCCGUCCAGAGAGAAGCUGUGGAGCGCAAUCAUCCUGGACUGUGUGGAGACCUGUGGCCUCAUUAGACAGAAGCUGAUGGAGAAAGCGUCACUGGCCAGGUGUCUGCUGGAGGAAGGAGGGCGUAUUUUCCCAGAGAAGAUCGUGGUGCACGGUAUGCUGGUGGAGUCGGACACGUUGCUACUGGAAAGUGCAGUCCAGGGUCAGGAGCCAACAUUGGGAUUCAAUAUUGCUCCUUUCAUCAACCAGUUCACUGUACCUGUCCAUGUGUUUUUGGACUUUUCCACACUGGAGGGCAGGCAUCUCAGUGAGUCUGUGGAGCUAUUUGUUCUCAACCUCAUGGACGCCCAUGCAAACUACACCAACAGAGAAGUAAAGGUCCAGGUCACGGCUACUGGAAGAAUAACUGCAGUUCCCUUCUGGUACCACAUCUACCUCGACCAGGAGAUCAGUGUCAGCACCCUCAGCAACAACUCUCACUGGAAGCAGGCGGCCGCAGUGCUGCAGCAGCCGCUGGAGGUGCAAGCCGGGGACUGGGUCUGCCUCGCUGUGAAGCUACACAAGAGCACCAUCUCCAUAUCAGCCCGUAUAGAGAAUACCCCCUGAUCAAUGGAGCAAUAAACUUGUACAGUAGUCUACAACAGUAUUUUCUUUCUUUGUGUCUCAGUGGCAUAAAGGCUAUUGACACACAGGGACAUACUUCAAUACAAAGCAUUCCCUAAAAGAUUGACCUUCUACAGGGUCAUUUUUAAUUAACAUUUUUAUAAAUUGGAUCUCUAAUUAGUAGUUACGGUAAGUUGAACCCUGUUAAAAACCACACCUUUAAAGAACCUGUGCAGUGUUAUCAAAUUUUAAAUUCCAAGCUUUAAAAUUGUGCAAAAUAUCCCAGUACUUUUCAAAUGUGUACUCAUAAGUAUAUCAUAUGGGUGUAUAUAUAGUACGGACAUUACAGUGAAAUCAGUAUUGGCACACUUGCUUUUGUGAAGAUGUUUGUUAGAAUAAAUAAAAACUAU